Pimephales promelas (fathead minnow) is the source of this 2614-nucleotide messenger RNA. NCBI's taxonomy places the organism in Eukaryota, Metazoa, Chordata, Actinopteri, Cypriniformes, Leuciscidae. The record is from RefSeq and is a predicted model, not a curated record.
CACUGUUGCUGUGUCCAACUGCACACUUCCCCGCUACCGAGGAUCAGUGUCGGACCGACCAGCUUUCUGCAGGAAGAGUGAUAGUGUCAGAAACCAAAAGCCAUCAUGCCCAAAGUCGCUGUGCCCGCGGAGGAGAAGCCAGGGAAAACGGAUGAUAAUAUGCGCGCGAUCGCAGAGCGUGUUUUUGCAUCGGUAACCAAAGAUGAAGACGUCCGUGAGGAGAUCUCCCUGUUUGAUGUGGCUGAGGAUUGCCCUAUUCUCAACCAGGAGCUGGCCUAUCACAUAGCCGAGGAUGAUGACAUAGAGAAGCGUAAGAAGCUUCUCAGCCGUUCUCACGAGCUAGAUCAACCAACCUACUUGGAAGUGCCUGAUUUUCAGAGAGUGUCCAUCACUGGUGACUAUGCUGCUGGGGUCACCAUGGAUGACUUUGAGGUGUCCUGUAAGGGUCUAUACCGUGCCCUGACCAUCAGAGAGAAGUACAUGAAGCUAGCUUUCCAGAGAUUCCCCCCAACUCCAUCUCAGUUCUUAUGCAAAAUUGAAGGAGAGCAGUGGAAACCAGAAGAUCAGGUGUUUCCAGUCUUUACCUCUCCUCCCAAGGCUGGCGAGGAUCCUUUCUGCACUAAGGACUUCCCACCUAACCUUGGCUACGUUGCUCGCAUGAAGGAUGGUGUUAUCUUUAUCUACAAAGACGCAGCAUCUGCUGAUAAACACCAGCCUCUGAACUACGCCGGUCCAGAACUUGCCACUUUCAUCGAUGACAUGAACUUCCUCAUCACCUUGAUCUCUCAGGGCCCAACAAAGACAUACACUCAUCGUCGUCUAAAGUUCCUCAUGUCAAAAUUCAAUGUACAUGAGAUGUUAAACGAGAUGGAGGAAAUGAAAGAGCUGAAGAACAAUCCCCACAGAGACUUUUACAACUGUAGGAAGGUUGAUACUCAUAUCCACGCUGCCGCCUGCAUGAACCAGAAGCACCUCCUCCGCUUCAUCAAGAAGUCGUACCGUGUGGAUGCAGAUCGGGUGGUGCAUGUUUUGAAGGGCAAGGAAGUGACCAUGAAGGAGCUUUUUGAAUCUCUUAAGCUGCAUCCCUAUGACCUGACUGUAGAUUCCCUGGAUGUGCAUGCUGGCAGACAAACCUUCCAGCGUUUUGAUAAAUUCAAUGCUAAGUACAACCCUGUGGGUGCCAGUGAGCUGCGUGAUCUUUAUAUGAAGACUGAGAACCACAUCUCUGGAGAGUAUUUUGCCACCAUUAUCAAGGAAGUUGCCAGUGACCUGGAGGAUGCCAGAUACCAGUACGCAGAGCCCCGUCUGUCCAUCUAUGGCUGUAAUCCCAAUGAGUGGGCUAAGCUUGCCGGCUGGUUCAACAAGCACAGGGUGUUUUCUCCUCACCUAAAGUGGAUGAUUCAAGUGCCCAGAAUCUAUGACAUUUUCAGAGCCAAGAACUUUGUGCCACACUUUGGAAAGAUGCUGGAAAACAUCUUCCUACCUGUUUUCCAGGCCACCAUUGACCCUAACUCCAACCCAGAGCUUAGUGUCUUCUUGAAGCAUGUGACAGGCUUUGACAGUGUGGAUGAUGAAUCCAAACACAGCGGUCACAUGUUCUCCACAAAGAGCCCCAAACCUGAGGAGUGGGACAUUGUGAAGAGCCCCUCAUACACUUACUGGAUUUACUACAUGUAUGCAAACAUCGCCCGACUCAACCAUCUGCGCAAGGAAAGAGGAAUGAACACAUUCCAGUUCAGACCUCACUGUGGAGAGGCUGGAGCUGUCACUCACCUGCUGGCCUGCUUCAUGACUGCAGACAACAUCUCUCACGGCCUCAACCUCAAGAAGAGCCCUGUCCUGCAGUACCUGUAUUACCUGGCCCAGGUUCCCAUUGCUAUGUCUCCUCUCAGUAACAACAGUCUGUUCCUGGAGUACAACAAGAACCCUCUGCUGGAGUUCCACCAGAAGGGACUGAUGGUGUCCCUGUCCACUGACGACCCCAUGCAGUUCCACUACACCAAGGAGCCCCUGAUGGAGGAGUAUGCCAUUGCAGCCCAGGUGUUCAAGCUCAGCACCUGUGACAUGUGCGAGAUUUCCAGGAACAGUGUCCUCCAGAGCAGCCUGUCUAAUGAGGAAAAGACUCACUUCCUUGGUGCCAACUACUUGAAGGAUGGUCCAGAAAGCAACGACAUCCGCAAAACCAACGUGGCUCAGAUUCGCAUGGCCUACCGCUACGAGACCCAGUGCUAUGAGCUGAACCUAAUUAAAGAGGGCGUGUUGACUGACUAAAAAAACAUGCACAUAUGCAAAGUGUCACUGACAACAACAUUUCGGCUAAUAUUAUUGUGAAGCCCAUGAGAUAAUGCCCAUGAGACAGAGCUUAUAUCUUAAUGAGAAAUAACACUCCAUAUCCGAGUCUUCUUGUACACAGGUGUUUGUUGGCUAUGUCUGAUCUUAAGGUCUUACUGCUGUUUACAGUUUGCAGUUUACUAAGUUUACAUCCCCUUUGUGUCUUAUUCUAUCUUUAUCCUUAUUGUUUAUUGUAUCCUUAAUAUGUUUUAAGUGGUCAUGCUUUGGAAAAAAAGCCUGUUACAUACAGUUGACUCAAUAAAGAAAAUCUAUAUUUAAAAUA